AUGCGAGACGCUUCCGCCAGCGAGAGCAACAGCACCUCCGCCUCAGCCACAGCGGCCGCCGACGACGAUGAGGGCAAGACAAUCUCAGCAAACGACAACUCUGACGAUCGCGAGGCCGGUCCCUCUAGCCCGCGCUCCUCUCAGACGCUCCGUCAUCAGGAACCUCUGGACCCUGAUCUCCUGGCCUCUUAUCCAAUCUAUCUGUCCACCUCACUACCUCCCUCCUCCUUCCUCCAUCUCCUCCAAUAUCCCACCUUCCCACGCAAUCAGCCCCUUCCUGUUCCCGAUGUUGCACGCCAACGUGGCCUCACGCAAGCGAUCAGGUGGCGCCCGCAGUCAGGAUGGGUGCAGGUGGAACUCCCCCUCGACUUGCGUCGCAGUGUCUACGAUGAAGAAAAGGGCGGGGAGAUGGGCAAAGGAGCGCACGCUGCUGGAGGCGAGAUCGGAUCCAAGACCACACAAGCGGACUCGGAUGACGACGACAUAUCGUCGGGCAAGAGGAGCGGGAAAAAGAAGAAGAAGGCAAAGAAGGAAGAAGAGGCGAUGGAUUUAGAUGGGUUGGCCCCGCCAAAGAGGUUGGAAAAGAUUAGAUUGGAGAGCGAGGUCAUGCCGCCUAUGACGCACUAUUGUGUGGGGGUGAUGCGUGAUCAGGCCCUCCAUCUCACCCAUUUGGACAGGGUCGUCCAGCUUCGGCCCUCCAUGCACCACCUCGACGGACUAGACACGAUGGAAGCCCAAGCCAAGCGCAUGGAAGCCAAAGCCAACGCAGACGAAGAAGGCUCAGACAAUGACGAGGCCGCAGCAGCCGCAGCUGCCAAGAAGAAGAAGCCCACCUCGGUCAACGUGACCGUCAAGGGAGAAGCGGGCCAAAGCGGCGGCCAGCCUGGUCGUGGAGGACCUGGUGGGGGCGCAGGUCCGAUGGAUGCCAAGGAUACGCUCAUGGCUGCAAAGAGGUUGGCAGAGGCGGAGAAUUGGGUCGAUUUGGAAUGGAGAGACGCUCAAGGGAGGCAUGCGGGAGAGGUCAAGAACAUCAUGGCCGCGCAGCUCUUUGCUGGCAGUAAGAGGGAGCUGAAGUGUACGACGAAAGCGCGCGAUUACUUGCCGCCGAAGGAGUAG
Molecule: messenger RNA, 1116 nt
Organism: Jaminaea rosea
Lineage: Eukaryota; Fungi; Basidiomycota; Exobasidiomycetes; Microstromatales
Exons: 2
Coding region: 1-1116 (371 amino acids)
Biological process (GO): DNA-templated transcription
Cellular component (GO): nucleus; RNA polymerase III complex
Source: RefSeq, a predicted model, not a curated record